AUGUCUAUCCUCCUUCCAUUAUACAUAUACCCUAGCGCGGGCGCUUGGGAUCCUUUAUACGCAGCAGCAAAAGCCUACCGCGAUGUCUCCUUCACCGUGGUCCUGAACCCCUGUUCAGGCCCAUGCAUGGGCUCUCUCCCCGACCAAGUGUACCUGGACGAAGUCCCCAAGCUGUCCAAGUACCCCAACAUCCGGACGCUGGGCUACGUAGCAACGCACUACACCAGCAAGCCCAUCGACGACGUUCUCGACGAAAUCGCCACGUACUCGAGCUGGCCGCGCGUGACCAACUCCGCAAACAUGCGCGUCGACGGCAUCUUCCUCGACGAAACGCCCAGCUCCUUUUCGCCAGACGCCUACGCCUACCUCGAGCGCGCAACACACGCCAUUAAAAACAACGCGAGUACUAGUUUCAAACAGGGCCUCAUCGUGCAUAACCCAGGCCUUGUUCCACCGACAACCCUCGCCUCGCCCUCGCUCCCCACAAUCUCCUUCAUCAACCUCACCGACAUCACCGUCGUCUUCGAAGAGACGUUUGAAAAGUACCUGGACAAAGACACCAUGACGCCGCUCUCCAAAACGAGGUUACCCCGGAAAAACGCCGGCGUCAUUCUGCAUUCCGUACCUAGGCUCAGCGACGAUGUGCUCAGCUAUGUCGUGGGCAAGGUCGAGGAGGCGGCCGACUGGCUGUUUCUGACAAGCGGGAUUGAGGGCAAUGGAUACCAUGGUUUUAGCGAUGUGUGGGCCGGCAUGGUGGCGGCGGCGGGGAAGGGUGCGGGCGUGGGGACUGGGUGGAGGGGAUGA
Messenger RNA from Exserohilum turcica Et28A, 804 nucleotides. RefSeq lists its product as uncharacterized. The transcript is spliced from 2 exons. The coding region runs from base 1 to 804 and encodes 267 amino acids. The record is from RefSeq and is a predicted model, not a curated record. Lineage: Eukaryota; Fungi; Ascomycota; Dothideomycetes; Pleosporales; Pleosporaceae.